Molecule: messenger RNA, 1220 nt
Organism: Ficedula albicollis (Collared flycatcher)
Lineage: Eukaryota; Metazoa; Chordata; Aves; Passeriformes; Muscicapidae
Exons: 2
Coding region: 60-1220 (386 amino acids)
Source: RefSeq, a predicted model, not a curated record
AGGGAUUUUGUUGGAGCUGGAAGCACGGCGGGGAGCCGAGGGUUAAUUGUCGCUGGUUAAUGAUCCCAAGGUCAUUAAGAGCAGGGAAAGCUGAUCCAGGCUGGCGAUGGAAUUCCUGGAAUUCACCUGCUGAGCUGGGAUCGCCGUCCCCGCCCCCGUGGAUUCCCGAACUCUGGAAGAGCCGCGAUCCCAUCCCAAGCUUUUCCCAAGCCUUGGGGAAGCUCCGGCAGCCCCGGGAGAAUUUUCCCUCCUUCCCAUGGAAAUCUCUGCGGAUCCCGGCGGGAAUGGGGAGCUGCGGGAGCCCCGGGAGAAAUCCGGGCUGGCCCCGGAUCCCGGCACGAGAAUCCAGAGGAGCGAGGCUGGGGAAUCCCAGAACAAAUCCAUGGAUGGAAUCCGAGCAGGAGGAAAAGCAACCGAAGCUCAACUGCGCUGAAAUCUCCCGAAAUCCGGUGAAAUAUUUCCAAUUUCGGCCUUUCCUGGAGAAAAGACAAAUCCGGGCCCUUCCCUCCAUCCCGGAUUGUCAUUCCCCGCUCCCCAGAGCCGAGGCCGAAGAGUUUGGAACCAUCCCGGACAUUCCCCUCUGGCGCUCCGUGCCUCAGUUUCCCUCCCCCCAUUCCCGGGGUUUGGGGUUCUCCUGCCGCCCGGGAAUCGGGAGCGGAAGGAUGGAAAUGCCCCGGAGCUGGGACACGGAUCCGCCUCCUUCGCUGCGGGCAGCGAUUCCCGGGGAAACUCCGCCCUGUUCCAGGGAGCGAACUUGGGGGGAUGCUCCUGCUCCUGUGCCCUGGGGAUUUUCCAGCCCCGCUUCCCUCGGGAAUGUUCCGGCCGCGGUUCCCCCUGUCCCGCUUCCCCCGGGAAUAUUCCAGCCCCGAUUCCUUCUCUCUCAUUUCUCCCGGAAAAACUCCAGCCCCGAUUCCCCCUGUCCCGGUUCUACCGGGAAUAUUCCGGCCCCGAUUCACCCCGUCCAUGACCUGAUUUCCCGGGGGAUGCUCCAGCCGCGGUUCUUCCAGGAGAUUCUCCGGCCCCGGAUUCCCAAGGGAUGCUCCUGGCCCGGGUUCCCCCUGUCCCGUUUUUCCCGGGAGUUUCUCCUAUCCCGGUUAUCCCGGAGAUUUUCCAGCCCCGUUUUUCCCGGAGGACUCUCCAUUCCCACUUCCCUCCUCCCCUGCCCCUCUCCCGGCCCGGGGCGGGCUCUGGAGGGGCGGGAGCGGCCCCGGGGGGAGUGA